Messenger RNA from Tachysurus vachellii, 171 nucleotides. RefSeq names its product defensin, beta-like 3 (gene defbl3). The coding region runs from base 1 to 171 and encodes 56 amino acids. The record is from RefSeq and is a predicted model, not a curated record. The transcript is spliced from 2 exons. Lineage: Eukaryota; Metazoa; Chordata; Actinopteri; Siluriformes; Bagridae.
AUGGACACAUUGGGAUUGAUCAUUUUUACUUUACUGCUGCUUACAGCUAGCAAAGCUAACGAUACAAAUGUUCAUGUCUGGACAUGUGGCUAUCGAGGACUUUGUAGAAAGCAGUGCUAUGCCCAAGAAUACAUGGUGGGUUACCAUGGCUGCCCUCGCAGAUACAGGUAA